UAAUGUGUUAUGUGUGCUGUAAGGAGCUGAAGGGUUGGUGCAAGUCAUUUACUCGGACUGAGGGACUCCUCACCAUCCUAGAGGCUGUCCUCCUCAUUGUGUUUAUUGGGUUUUUUGUGUUUUUGGUUCUACACUUUGUGGCUUGCCAAAUUCAUUUUGAAGUUUUGAAUACUGAAUUUGGAGAUGUCACAGUGCCCACUGUGACGACGACUGCCAGCCCUAUCGUGACCAGCCCUAUUGUAACCAGCACUCUGUCGCCAGACGUGGAGUGUACGUGGGAACCCUCUCAGAAAACGACUGCGCACACGCGACACUAUGUCACUGACAGCUACACUGCGGAUGUUGGCCACUACACCCGGCGCAUAAGCACCACUCCAUUUGACGAGACGCUGAAGCCGCUACAUUACUAUGACGAUGACGAAUUUUUAGAAAAUUCUAACGGCGAGUCUGCCAGCGAUAUAUAUAAGAACCAGGUAGUAGCCCUGGUCAAAUUUAAACCUCCCGGGGAUGUAACUUUCGGCUGCAUUUUAACAAAGAUUACACAAUUUUGGACAUUGACUGCUGCUAGUUGUAUCGCUUCCAUCGAGGAAGUGGACUCGCUGGACUCGUUUAUUAUGAUAGAACAGUUCGGCGAGGCGGAGCAGUCGCGGCCGCGCGGCGUGGCGGCCGUGCGCCUGCACCCGCGCUACCAGGGACACUCGCGCGCGCACGACCUGGCCGCGCUGCGCUCGGCGCGCGCACUGCGCGCACGUGCUCCUCUUCUAAGCCUGCCGCGCAUGAUCGACUACUUCCUCGUGGCUCUGGGGGAGAGGCUCCUCAUUCUUGGUUACGGAGGAUACAGGACAGUGGAUAAAACAGAAGUGCGACGAUUGCGUCAAGUAUCAGUGUUCGUGACGGCGACUGCAGCAUGCGGGGGAGAGGGCGCGGCAGGCUGGGCGCAGCGCCACCUGACGCGCGGGGCCGCGGUGGCGGAGCGCGCGGCGUCCAACGCGGCGCCGUUGUGCGCGGGGGCGCUCUGGGCGCGGGGCGCGGCCUGCAACUACUGCGCGGGGGCGCCGCUAGUGCGCGGGGGCGCGCUGCUGGGCAUCAUGAGCGACAACAGCGACUGCGGCGUCACCUGCGAGCCCCAGCUCUACGUAAACCUCGCCGCACUGCGGGACUGGAUCGAUAACUUUGUCGACUAAUUAUUUAAAAUAAAUUUUUACAUUAAUUUUAAACGCCUUAUUUGUAAUUUAACCUUUUAUUUGUAAAUAAAUGUUUAAAAUAAUAUACCAACUAAAUUAUUAAAUAAAGGCAAGUUGUUAUCAUUUGUUGACCACAUAGCUGUUGCAGAUUUGUUCCAAGUAUUUAUUGGUGUACAUAAUAUAAGUGAUACAACAAGACAUACAGUAGACAUAUAGCUAUCCCCCAAGACGCGGGGCCCUGAACAUUUGCUGCCUCCUGCUACAUGCACAUGGCUAAUCGGACACUGUCCACGUGUCGUUUUUACAAACAUUAAAGAUACAAUAAAUUUCUAUGUUCCAGUUUUUUUAUGCUUAAUUGUCAGUUUGUAACAUUUUAUCCGGAAUAUUCAAUUAUCGUCGUCGUCAGGAAAGGAAUAAUUUUUUUACCCCUGUGUCUUGAUAACAUUGAUAUGGUAGUGUUAUCAUAAUGUAAUGCAAAGCCAGGAAAUUAUUAAAUUAAUGUAACUAGUACUAGUACUUAGUACUUACAUGAGAUGUGGAUCUGUGAGUACCUAACGGAAAUGUUUCCAGCUUACAAGGCAUUCUUUUUAUUUUACGGUUUUAACUCGAUACUGAAAGAGACCAAUGCAUUUCCUUUAGUCGUGGCAUGGAAACCAUCCUAGUCUACUCGUUCUUUUAAUUUCUUAACAACUACAAAAAUUGAAUUUCAGCUCUUGGCACCAAUCUCGGCAGUUUCAUUGAUAAAACAAAUAUCAUACAUAUCUUAUCCCGCAAUGAUCGACAUGUUGUAGAAACAUUUUAUGUUGCAAAUCUCUUAUCUCCGUGUUUCGUUUGAUCCGUGACUUUUUGGCCACUUUAUAUAUGUCAAUAAUAAUCUUCCUAUCAUAUAAAUAUAUAUUGCACCUGUGUCUCCUCUGGUGUUACGGGUGUUCAUGGGCGGCGCUGAUCGCUCACCAUCAGGUGACUCGUUUGCUCGGUAAAAAGGUAGACCAUCCGAAUGUAUUAUUCGACGUAAGCGCGAUUUAGAGCGAGGGCCCAAUUGUCCGUUGCGCUGUGUUGGCCUCGGUGUCACCGCAACGGAACAGCUCAUUGUACGCCCCACCAGGGCUGCCACGACGCACGACGUCACAGAGACAAACAUGAUGACAAUGGACAAAUGGUCAAACGGGGCCUCACUCUAAACGACAUUGAACAUUAGCAUCUUUGGCUCAAACCCAAGGACGUUGAAAUAAUAAAACCUUUUUUUCAACGUCCUUGCUCGAACCCCGAAUCCCGGAUCGGGAAACACUGGCAAACAGCACGGAGCGCGGGCAUAGACUAGCUGGCACCUCUGGAAUGACACUUGAGUGACUUUUCCGUUCAGUUGGUUCAAGCGAUGUUGUGUGUUCACAACGGUUCGUACGCGGCGAUAUCUGUCUCGAGUCUAUAGUGUGUCCCAACAAGGGAUUGUUGAUCAUAUCCUUGAUUAUGGCGAUAUUCGUCGUGUGCACUCUCGGCACCGCCAUCCUCCAGAUAAUAGGCGCUGCGGAGGGAAAAAUGGAAAACGAAUUCAUAGAUGAGCAUCCUGAAGAUGAAACAGAAGAAAAUAUCCCCGAGACGAGCGAGGCGCCCCCUACCAAGCAGACAGAAGUAUCGCCGCGGCCCCCGAGCGCGCUCUCCAUCCCCAUCAUCUCCCUGCUGGCAGGCCGGCCGCGCCCACGCCGGGGCCCCGCGGACCAGACACCGACACCUUGACGACAUAACAUAGUAACAUAUCUCAUCCAAACCUCCUCGGUACCUAUACGGUAAACCGGAAUCAAAGCCUGCUUUUAUGUGACGUGCACUUCAUAAUGUCCACUCGAUACUCAACUGUAUAAGGCCUUCGGCAUACGGCGGUCGCACCGACUCCACACAGUGUUGGACGACAUCACAAACAUAAAGUAAUUGAAAUGAAACAUUCCAUAAGCAUAACAUAAACAUUUUAUUAAAUAUUUUCCAUAUGUUU
This is a messenger RNA of Spodoptera frugiperda (fall armyworm), 3168 nucleotides long. RefSeq names its product factor V activator. NCBI's taxonomy places the organism in Eukaryota, Metazoa, Arthropoda, Insecta, Lepidoptera, Noctuidae. Bases 3 to 1184 code for a protein of 393 amino acids. Gene Ontology annotation, molecular function: serine-type endopeptidase activity. Gene Ontology annotation, biological process: proteolysis. The record is from RefSeq and is a predicted model, not a curated record. The transcript has 2 exons.